Messenger RNA from Paramecium pentaurelia, 1533 nucleotides. The record is from the annotation of a GenBank genome assembly. Lineage: Eukaryota; Ciliophora; Oligohymenophorea; Peniculida; Parameciidae.
AUGGGCAUUUGCUAAACUAAACCUAAAGUCAAUGAACCUUAGACAAAAAUGAAAAAAAUGAAUACAGAACAAAGGUUGAUGCCUAAACCUAGUCGCAUUUUAGAUGUUAAUUACAAACAGAUUCCAAAUAAAUUCAGAAGAUAGGCUACAUAAAGAAGAGUCUAGCAAAUUAAUCAAUUUGAUACAGAUACAUAAGGAUUGUUUGGAUUGACUAAUCUAGGAAAUACAUGCUUUUUAAAUUCAGUAUAAUUAAUACUUAUAUAGUCUAUCUAAGCCUUAUCAAAUACAUAACCAUUAACUGAUUACUUUAUGUCAUAACUACAUAUCAAAGAGAUAAAUCCUGAAAAUCCUUUAUCAUCUUAAGGAAAUAUAGUCAAAUCAUUUGCUUAACUUAUUAGACUACUCUGGUAGAAAGUUGAUCAAUAUUAAUAUGAUGAUAUGAAAGUAUUGAAACCGACAUAAUUUAUUUCAACAAUUGGAAAUUAUAAUCCUAUAUUUGCUGAAGGUACAUAGGAGGAUGCACAUGAAUUCAUUGCAUUUUUAUUAGAUAUGAUACAUGAAGAUUUGAAUAGAAUAAAGAAGAAACCUUAUGUAGAAUAAGCAAAGUUUAUAAAAUUUCCAACUAAUGAGGAUGCAGAACAAGAAUGGAAAAAAUAUUUGUCACGAAAUUAAUCAAUUAUUGUUGAUUUAUUUUAAGGUCAAGUGCUUGAUACUUUAUCAUGCUUAACUUGUAAAUCUUCAAGAUAUUGUUUUGAACCAUUUAUGUAUCUAAGUGUACCAGUUUUGAAUAGAGAAUGUGAUUUAUUAGAAUGCAUAGAAGAAUAUUUGAAAAAAGAAACUCUAAAAGGAGAGGAAGGAUGGAAUUGCACAAAUUGUAAAUCAAGAAGAGACAGUAAUAAAAAGAUUGAUUUAUGGACAAUGCCAAAUAUUCUAAUAAUUCAUCUAAAAAGAUUUAAAUUUAACUCUUAAUUCAGAGCAAAAAUCAGAUCUUUAGUAAAAUAUCCAAUUUAGAAUUUAUCUUUUGAAAAUCUUGUAUGUACAAAACAAAUAGAAAAACCAACUUAUGAUCUUUAUGGAAUUAUUAAUCAUAGUGGUACAUUGACAUCUGGACAUUACACAGCUUAUGCCAAAAAUAGAGAUGAUCUACAUUGGUAUCAUUAUAAUGACUCUUUAGUUACACCAGUUUAAUAACCUGAAAAUUUAUCAGAUGCAUAUUUAUUGUUUUAUUUUAAAAAUAGUGUUGAAGAAUUUAAAAGAUAAACUUUAGAAGGAAUCAAUGUAAGUUAAAAAAGAAAGACUAUAAAAAAUACAAUAGUAAUAAAGUAAACAAUUCUUAAUAUGCAAUCAUAAUAAUCUAAUAGUAAUAUCUCAGAUAAUAAAAGAAAUAACAACAAUAAUAUUGCUCCAUCAAUUUCAAGUUAAGCUUAAAAAAAAAUGUUAUUUAGAAAAUAAACAAAGCAUUUUUAAAUUGUAAAAGCCUAAGAAUAACCAUCUUUUUAAUAGGAAUCAUAUGUAAUAUAAGAAGAAAACUGA